Molecule: messenger RNA, 2919 nt
Organism: Closterium sp. NIES-65
Lineage: Eukaryota; Viridiplantae; Streptophyta; Zygnematophyceae; Desmidiales; Closteriaceae
Source: the annotation of a GenBank genome assembly
AUGCUGCGUCUAGCGUGGUGCUCUACGGCGGAUGCGGCAGCUUCCGCGAAACUCACGGCAGCAGCAGCAGCAGCAGCAGCAGCAGCAGCAGCAGUCGCGCGUCAGUCGUACGAACGACCUUUCACCGUGAACGUGAACGUCCCGUUCCGCACCAUGAUCCCUUACGUUGCGCUCUCCGCGUCCCCGUCCGCAUCUCCCUCCGCAACAACCGCGCGCUCUUGCGCGCGUCCUCGUUAUAGAGAACCUUUGAGCUCGGCGAAUGUCGCGCGAGCCAGUGUAUUUGCGGGCCGCGUUAUCCAAUCUCAGAGCAUGCGCUUUCUUCCCGCCACUUUGAGCUCUUCCGUAGCUCCGCCGUGUUGUGCGUAUUACACUCAGGCUAACUCCCCGAGCUCGUACGCGCACCCACCGAUCAACAGUCACUCGGCAGCGUCGCAUUCGCUACUGUCACCCUCGCCCGGCUCGUUGCUUCACGACCCCAGGAGCUUCUUCCCGUUUGUGACACCUUCGCACUCGCGGAGGCACACGGGAGGACCCCGAGCGGAGCGCGGGGGGAAGCGGGGAUGGGGGGAGGAUCGGUGGAGAGGCAGGGCGGAAGACCGGCGCGGAUGGGGGGAGAGUCGGGGUUCCGCGCGAGAGGGGGAGCGCGCAUGGGGAGACGAUCCGCGGAGCCGCCAGGAGCCUUUUGAGAUUUCCCAAAGGCGCGGGAGCGCCGGCGGCGGCAGGCGAGCACCGCCGCCUUUUCGCGAGGAAGCGAGUCGUCCUGUAUCGGAGAUAGAUUUUGACGAGCGGGGCGUCGGGCGCGGCAGCCACUCGUUUUUUGCCACGUGUGCGCCGGGGCUAGAGGCGGUGGUUGCGGAGGAGCUCCAGUCGCGGCUGAUUGGCGCAUGGGACGUGGUUCCGGGAAAAGCGGGCGUGGCGUUUCAAGGCUCGACGGAAACGGCGUACAGGGCCAAUCUGUGGCUGCGCUGCGCGGUGCGCGUGCUGCACGAGGUGGCGGCGUGCAACCUGCGCGCGCGCUACGGCCGCGCGGAUGGGGACUCGCUCUACCGCUUCAUGCGCGCCGCCGCGGAUUGGCCGAGCCUCUUAGCAGGCCCGGGGGAAAUCGGCGAGGGAGAGGCGAGGGAAGUCGGGAGGAGGGGAGCAGUAGCAGGACGAGCAGUAGGGGGGGGAAACGUGUCAAGGCGCAAGCGCAAGCCAGUGACGUUUUCAGUGCAGAGCCGCGUGUGGGACUGCCCUGACAUCCGCACGUCUCAGCUAGCCUCCACGCGCGCUAAGGACGCCAUUUGCGACGCCAUGCGGGACGCUCAUAACGGGUACAAGCCCCCGGACCCGAGGGACUGGGCUGGGGGAGGGGGGGGAGCGGGCGGAGGGGGCAGAGGGGGCGAAAGGGACAGCAGGGGCGGCGGAAGGGGGGGUUUUGCGGACCACGGCACUCUCCUCAUAGAAGCAGCUCUCAUGGCUUGCCGCAUUGCCCCCGGCUCCUUCCGCUGCUCCUCCCAAUAUCCCUCCCCUUCCUCCUUCCCCUCCUCCUCUUCUUCCUCCUACUCCUCCCCCUCCUCCGCCUUCUCCUGGCCCUUCCACACGUGGCACGACUUUGACGCCGCCACGUGGCGCGCCGUGAUUCGCGAGGCGGAGUCGCUCCGACGCACGCCGCCCGCGGGAGUGUCCUUCCACGGCAACGACGUCCACGAGGGCGCACUGGCGCUCUGCCAGCGCGACGCUGACAGGGCGGGCGUGGGGCGCUGGAUCCAGCUCAGCAGGGGAGAUUGCGAGGAGUACGUGCCAGCUGUCGCGCCGUCGUUGGUUGUCGUGAACCCGCCGUGGGGCACGAGGCUGGGAGAGACAAGCGGAGAGGAGGGCCAAUGGCUGGCUGACACGUGGCACCGCCUGGGUGUGUUCCUGCGCCGGCAGUGCAGGGGAGCAGAGGCGUUUGUGCUGAGCGGCAUCAUGGCGUUCUGCGUCUCUUGCCCCUCUGCGGAGAUUCUCCACCCAUGCACCCGCCCGCAAGCGCAUACCUCCGCCGCCGGCGCAUCCCGCUUGCGCCCCGCCUUCCGCGCCCAACUUGUCGCCGCGCUCCCCGCCUCUUCCGCCUUCCUGACGCGCGUACCGGUGCGCAGCGGCAGGUUGACACGUGUCGGUUCCACGUCCAGCCACGUGUCCAAGCGCGCAAUAACUCCGCGCGCCACCGCGGAGGGAAGCGGGGGGAAGCCGCCGAGCGACGGCGAGACGUUUCUGGGAGUGUACGGGCCGUGGAAAAUAGAAGAGUCGGACCGCACUGAGGUGUUCCUAUACCGAGCAGGCCUCGUCACAGCAUCCCUCUCCUUCCUCCUAGCAGCCUCUUCCGCCUUUCUCCCCCCGGACUCCCCCCUCCUCCCCCUCGCCCUCCCCGUCCUCGACCCUCUAUUUGCGCUCGGCGCCGCAGGCCUAGGGACGUCCUUAUUCCUAAUCCACAUCUAUGUAACGCAGAUUAAGAGGGCCCUGCAGCUGCUGUGGCUGGUGGGGGUGGUGGGGGCGGUGGCGCUGGCGGGGGGUUAUGCGGGGAGGGAGGGCGUGGGGGUGGUGGAGUAUGUGGUGGGGCAUGGCGGAGGGGUGUGGGCCGUGGGGCCGCUGUUUGCUGCUCUCACUGGCUUGGUGUUUAAGGAAGGGCUGUGCUACGGCAAGCUAGAGGCGGCGCUGCUUGUGUUUGUCAUCCCCACUCUACUGCUGGGCCACCUAAGUGGGCUCAUGGACGUGACAUUGGAGAAGGGUCUCCUCGCUGUGUGGAUGGCACUCUUUGCCGUCUUCGCUGCACGCAAGUUCACCCAACCCGUCAAGGAUGACAUUGGAGACAAGAGUGUAUUCAUCUUUCAAGCCUUACCAGAGCAGCAGCAGCAGGAGCUACUUGCACGCCUCAACAUGCAGAACCGGGACUCUGAAUGA